Messenger RNA from Penicillium verhagenii, 1254 nucleotides. Its product is annotated as protein kinase RIO2. The transcript has 3 exons. NCBI's taxonomy places the organism in Eukaryota, Fungi, Ascomycota, Eurotiomycetes, Eurotiales, Aspergillaceae. Gene Ontology annotation, molecular function: ATP binding; protein serine/threonine kinase activity. Gene Ontology annotation, biological process: protein phosphorylation; maturation of SSU-rRNA. Gene Ontology annotation, cellular component: cytosol; nucleus; preribosome, small subunit precursor. The coding region runs from base 1 to 1254 and encodes 417 amino acids. The record is from RefSeq and is a predicted model, not a curated record.
AUGAAGCUUGACUCCAAGGCAAUCCGCUAUCUCACCAACGAAGAUUUCAAAGUUCUUGCCGGAGUUGAAGCUGGAAGUCGCAACCAUGAAGUCGUCCCUACACCGCUGAUCGUGCAACUAUCUGGCCUCCGAGGCGGCGCCGGCGUGCAUCGCGCAAUCUCGAAUCUGGCCAAGAUCAACUUGAUUGCCAAAGUCAAGAAUGCGAAGUACGAUGGCUACAGACUUACCUAUGGUGGACUGGAUUACUUGGCGCUGAAUGCGCACCAGAAGCAAAAUGUUGUCUAUUCAGUUGGUAACCAGGUUGGUGUGGGUAAGGAAUCCGACAUCAUCGUUGUCGCACACAGCAGCGGAGAGCAGCGAAUUCUCAAAAUCCACCGCUUGGGUCGUAUCUCCUUCCGGACCGUCAAGACGAAUCGCGACUACCUGCGACACCGCAGCUCAGCAUCAUGGAUGUACAUGUCCCGAUUGGCUGCCAUGAAGGAAUUCGCAUUCAUGAAGGCGCUCCGCGAGAACGGUUUCCCGGUGCCUGAACCCUACGCCCAGAACCGACACACCAUCAUCAUGAGUUUGAUUGAUGCUUUCCCGCUCCGCCAGAUCUCCAAGGUCCCCAACCCACAAAAAUUAUACUCCGAAUUGAUGGAAAUGAUCCUGGAGCUGGCGCGCUUUGGACUCAUUCACGGUGAUUUCAACGAGUUCAACUUGCUCAUCAAGGAAGAGGUGGAUGAAAAUGCCAAAGAGAAAUACACUCCGGACACCAAAUUGGAUGAUGUGGCAGAUGAAGAUAUCCGGCUGGUCCCGGUGCUCAUUGAUUUCCCUCAGAUGCUGUCCAUUGACCACAUGAAUGCCGAAAUGUAUUUCGACCGUGAUGUGAACUGCGUGAAGCGUUAUUUCCAGCGCAAAUUCCACUUCGUGAGCGACGUUCCUGGUCCUACGUUUGCUCAAGCCAGGAAGAAGUUCAUGAAGAACCCUGGUAAGCGUCUGGAUGUGGAGGUUGAGGCAUCGGGCUUCUCAAAGAAAAUGGCUCGGGAGCUUGAGAAGUACAUGCAGGAAGUCGGUGUGGACGGCGAUGCCGGUUCUAGGGAGGAUGGUGAGGAUGAUGACGACAGCAGUGAAGAGGAGGAGGAUGACGAAGAGUCUGGCUCGGAAUCAGGAGAGCCUAGCGAGGCCAAGCAGUCAGAGCAAGACGAUGAAGAAGUGGGCGAGAGCUCACGACAACUUGAGGACUUGCAUGUGUCGGGACCAUCCGGGCAAUGA